AGCCCACAUCAAGGAGGUUAUAGGGGCCUACAUUUUUUUCUUAAGGUCCUUGGGCAACAUGUAGUUCGGUAUUUUUACACUGCGAGGUUGAGUUGUGUAAGGAGAGAGAGUGAACAAGAGGCUGCUUUGCUACCUCCUAGAUAUAAUAUAGGCCUAAACUGCUCUGUCAUACGGGCAGUGUCCUCAAAAUGUCCCCACUUUCCACUUGGUUUGGACCGGGCACAAAUUGGGACUCAGCGCAUUACUGUCUAAACUCCUUGUUGGCCUAUCUUAUCGCAGUCAGUCUAUCACACAGCUCAGCUCCGAGUGCACACACCUGCGUGACGUCAUCAAAUCGUGCGUUGCUUUGUUUACUUUAGCAAUGACUUCAGGUCAAGGUAGGGAUAGCCUACCUGAUAUGCGAACUGCUAGGCAAGACCAACUGCAUCCGGCUUACCCUCAGGGGAAAGAAGAAUUGGGUGGGACAAGGCAAUAGUCGCUCAGAUUGAAGGCAAACAUGGGGUUGGUGUGUAAAUGUGAGCGAUGACGCAAAUUUAAUUGUAGCUGUACUUUUUACCGCAGUUGCUGGAGCAAUCUACACGCAGAUUCUUCUGCAAGGCAAGAGAGGUCAGAAGAAGGGAAAUCUUAUGAAAAGUCAUCAUGAAGUAUGGGCGUCUUCAUAGCUGUCUUCUACUGGCCUUGAUAUGUGGUGGAGCCUGUUGACCCGCCAUUCAGGUAUCCAUCCUGCUUUUGGACAAAAGAAUUUGCAGAGAACAGCAAUGAGUGCCGACCUGGUUGCGUAUACUUCUACCUGCUUGAUGAGGAGUAUUCAGAGCAAAAAUCAAAGAUGGUCUCAAGAUCUAGUGAUGCGUUAGAUUUUGUCAGCGAGUCACGGAGGUUGCAGGUGAAGGCUUGUGCCGAUAAAAUCUUCCCAGCUAACAUCAGCAUGCGACUCCGGAUCACGGCCAUUGAGAAAAUUGAAUACCUGAAUGAAGCCGAUUGGUCCUACUCUGCUAGAAAGACCUUCAAGAGCCCAUUUUUUCCAGAGCCUUACAAGCCUACUGAUGAGACCUACAAGUACCAGAUCUUUGCUCGACCUGGCUACCCAUACAUUGUUGUUAUUUUUGAUGAUUGGGUUAUUUCCCCCUGCUCUAACGUCUCGGUUAUCAAUGGCACCUUUUAUGGGGCAGACGCCACACUUUGUGAUAGUAUGUUCCACUGUUGCCCAAUUCCACGACGUGCAAUCCAGUCCACAGAGCCGGUGAUGACGUUCAUUUUUAAAACUGGAGAGAACAGACUCUCUGGACAUUUUAACUUUUACAACGGCUUCAAAGCUACAGUCUAUUCUUACUCCAACAUUGGCCAAGUCCCUGAUAUCCGCACAGAUUGUGGAGGUAUCAUCACAGACCCGGGAGAUGCCAUCAGUCUUCUGUACGAGGCUGAUGGCCAUGACCGGGACUGUAUAUGGAUCAUCAGGGUGGCAGAUGGUUAUCAAGGUGUAUAUGUGAACCUUAUUGAAUUUGAUGCUUCAGGAAGAACGCAGUCUGAUGGGUUCAGCUCCACGACUCCACGCUCUUUGGAGAUUCGCGGUGGACUAACUUCUGCGGGUGCCAAGCUGUCUCUCCAAUCCUCUCACAUCUCGGGCACAGGUUUCUAUGUUCGCCUUCGAGGAACAUACACACAGGAGUCUACUAUUCUUCUGGCUUAUUCUUCUUACACAUAUGGCUGCUCAUCCCGAUGGGACUAUUUCUUGUGCAAGAACAAACGAUGUAUCCUGGAGCGGCUGACAUGUGACAAGGUUGACCACUGUGGAGACAAUUCUGACGAAGUCUGGCCUCAGUGUGGUGAGUCCCCUGGCUCAGGUACCUCUGAUGGUAGCAACGGCAGCUCAGUCAAGGUCGGGGUGAUUGUGCCGGUGGUGACUUCCGUCUUCCUGGCUGUCUCAGUCAUCAUGUGCCUCAUAAUCUGUUUCGUCCGUCGCUGUCGGCGAAUGAGCUCGGAGACCUACGGUCAACAACGCCAGGAUGCAGGCAAUAACAGUCGAGGAAGACAUAGACGUCGGAGGAACCAAAAUGUUCAGAUGAAUGUGACCUUGAGCUCAAGUGAACAUCCACCGUCGUAUGAAGAGGUUAUCCAAAACACACCCAUUGGAUGUCUCAACAUGGCAUUCUCUUGGUCCCACACAGAGCAGGACAUGUCCCAACCACCAACUUACGAAGAGGCGACAUCACCAGUGACCCCAUUCCUCCCUGAGGAAGGUCGUCAAGGUCGUUUGGUACCCUUCACAUCCUCCAAUAGUGUUAGCACUAUCAGUGACACCGUCCCCCAGCCUAUUAUCACAGACAAUAACAACCGCAACAACAACAACAGCAGCAGCAACAACAGAGUGGCGAGCAGUGUGGCAGGGAGCAGCUUUAUGCCUGGCUCGGCCAGAAAUGUGAGAACGGCCCAUGGCGGUCAGCAGCAGGUGGCUCCUCCCCCGUCUCUGAGACUGGCAGUACACACAGAGUGCUACAUGUCCUCAUCUAGUUCAUCAGAGGAUGCAGAGGAUACGCAUCCUCGUCUGGACUCCUCCUCCUCCUCCUCUUCGUCGGAUUCAUGUCUUGGCAAUGGGCAUUCUCUCGUGCCGCGAGACAGUUCUGCUUCUUCACCAGGUCACUGCACAGUAGAGCCUCGGACAGGGUCGCCAGAAGCCAGAGAUCGACGCAGCAUAGCCAAGCCUGAAAGAGAUUGUGGAGAUGUUCAAGUUGUUCUCGGCUCUCCCUCCGCAUCAAAGCAUUGCAUGAAGUAUGUGCAUAGAAAGCCUGAUGCUAUAGAAGGCUGUGAUCAGCAGCACAGACAAGAGUCCAAUGAACUGUAUGACAUACAGGAUGUUGAACAUCAGAAUAGACCAAGUGCUGGACUGAUAGAGAAUUCUGUUGAAAGGAGUAAUGUGAGGCACCAAAAUGCUCAGAAUUAUUUUGAAGGGCCUGCAAGAGAAAGAAGAGGAUCAGAUUUUGUAGAGACUCCCUCAGAAAGGAGGUUUGAGAGAGACAGCAGAGAACCGAAUGAUACAGGAACCUCUACGGAAAGGAGAAAUGAAAGGGAUUACUACAGAGCUUCUAAUGAUUUAGAAAGGCCUAUGGGACAUGCUGACCUUUCUGAAAAUGGUACGUUUGAUGAAAGGGGCAGCAGAGAUCUGAAUGGAGAAAAAAGGUACAGGGAUAGAGAAGACAGAGACAAUGCUUCUUGGGGUCGAGCUAGAGACAGAUACCCCUCACAUCAAGCCCCGGACAGAUCUGCGGAGAGGAGCAAACAGUCAAGGCGAGAAGAAUUAGCUGGCGCUUCCCGGCAGUCCAGACAUAUCUUGAGUAAUGGAAGGUCCCAGAGCUGUGCCAAUCUGGCUACUGGAGAUCCCAAGGAGGGUAUUGUAGUCCGGGAGGAAGACAAACGCUUCAGCUAUGCUGGGGCUGGAGACAACUCCCUGCACAGAGAAGACGAUCUUCUUAGGGGUCAGGGUAGAGGUCUUUUCAGAGGGAGGCCCCGUGAGCAUCUGGACAAAUUCUCUGACCGUGAUCCUGACCUGAGGAGAAAUUUGACCCCCGGUGACUCAUGGCUUGAUGCAUCUCACUCUAAUCCACGACCUGGGCGAGGUGUUGGUAGCAACGGUGGUGGUGGUGGUGGUGGCAAUGAUGCAUUCAGAGAGGAUCAGAGCCACAGAGGUUCCAACGUUUAUUCUGCAGUACCAGCUGACCGGCUCUCUUAUUCUGAUUUAUCCACUGUUCCAGAGUCAGAACACUCUAGAGAUGAGAGCCCUAAUGGGAGAUCCUACUCUAGACAUUACUCGGCUUCAAAUAAUAGGCAAACCUAUUACGAUGACUCGCAGAUGAGUUUGUCCUCUGAGCCUGGUCGCGAAGAGACACAUGUGGACAGAAGGAUGCCCUCUACUAAACCCCCGCGUCCACAUCACAGGGUUGUCCACAGAGACAGUUCUCAUCCAGACACAGACCAUGGACACCCGAGAGCUGCACGCCGCCCACCCCCUAUUCCUCAACGUCCUAGCCCAAUGAGGAAUAGAAGUUCAUCCCAUCAAGACGAUUUAGGUGAUGGUGAACCAAAAAAUUCUGGACCAGAUUCUUCAUCUAUUUCAGAUUUGUGCUUAGAAAUGGAUUCGUCACCCCGGACAUUACCAGAGGGCCAGAGGGCGGUAGAGGGCAGUCAGUACAGAGAGUGGCAAUGCUAGACUACACCAUUGGGGGCCUUACCUUUGUAGCUGUACAGGGUUUGAAUGGGUUAUAAUUUCUGUUUGAUGAAAGGGUCAAUGUCUGACUUUGCUGUACAAUGAAGAGACGAACAGCUGAAUUCAUGUUUAAUGAAUAAUAUGCUAUAAAAAUUCUGAAACCUUUCUUCAUCCUCGAUUUCUCUCAUAUUGCAAUCUCGGAUGGGAGUUACUGUGUCUUAUUUUUGAGGAUGUGGGUUGUUUGUCAUAUACGCCCUAUUCAUAGCUUUGUUGUAAAAUUAAAUGGAAGUUUUGAUUUCCAUUAUCCUGUCAGGUAACUGAAUAUUCUGCCUUCAAUACUGACAUUCUUCAACAAAGUUAAAAAUAAAAUGUGAAAGUGUGCUGUAGUGACAGUUGCUGUAGUGACAGUUGCUGUAGUGACAGUUUUUGCAUGUUGUUUUCUGGUCAAAACCAGUGAUACUUUCGCUCAUCCUCCUUUUUAGACUUUAAUGUUUUAAAUAGUUUUUAUGUGAAAUCUUAUGGUCUCCUGUGUACCUUUUAUUGAUCUGAAGCUUGAAGAUGAAAUGCAACUUUCCUUGAAAUGUUUUGUGUUCUGGAAAUAUGACACAUUCCUGUGCCUUUAUUA
This is a messenger RNA of Aplysia californica (California sea hare), 4823 nucleotides long. RefSeq lists its product as uncharacterized. Gene Ontology annotation, molecular function: protein binding. The record is from RefSeq and is a predicted model, not a curated record. NCBI's taxonomy places the organism in Eukaryota, Metazoa, Mollusca, Gastropoda, Aplysiida, Aplysiidae.